AUGAACAAAUAUAUUAACACGUCAAAAGCCAAACUAAAAAUGUUAAAUGACCUAUUCGUAAAUGCAACUGAGAACACGGACAUUUGCCUCAAUAAGAAGAAAGAUGUAUCCAUAGACCCAAACUUCACUAUUAUACCAAAUGAUAACGUAACAAAAUUUUACAAUGCCGAAAACAAUUAUAUACAAAAAAUUGAUAACAUCGAAGAGAAAGAAAACGAUGACGAAUUAAAAUUUGUAACGAAUAAAACACAAAGUAUACCAAUCAUAAAUCCAUCUUACAUAAGAGAACGAAACUUUAAUGAAAAAAACAAAUACAUAGAUACAAGUUUUGUUAAUAAUUUGGCCAAAAUAUCUACAGAUGAUAUAGGCUUAAGCCAUAUGAACAAUUAUGAAAAAAAAUAUUAUUCGACUUAUAAUAAUGAAGGAAACUAUUCGAAUAACCAAUAUAUAAAUGCAACAAAUGAAUAUUACAUAACUAAAUCGGUGGAAGAAAAGAUUCCUAACACAGGAAUACCUACUGAGCAUUUUGUUUAUAACAAUGGUGUUUUGCAAUAUGAAGAUAGCAUGAAAAACUGGACCAGCAAUAGCAGAUAUUUGUAUUUCAUUGAAAAAGAAAAGGAAAAGGAUGAAAAACGGAAAGAAACAAAGUUAAAAGAUAUAACUCUUAAGGAUUCAAUUAUCCCAGACAAAUAUGAAAAAAUUCUUUUAAAAUAUGAUUUUAUUAGUGAUAAAACAAAAAUGGAUAACUUAAUAUUAGAUGUGUUAAAUAAUAAAUUUGAAGAGGAUACUCAGACAUAUGACAAUACAAAAUCCAAAGAGGAAAUUAAAUCUGGCAGCCAUGAACUUAAACAAUCGAAUGAAGUUAGAAAAAAUGAGGGCCUCAAUGUAAUUAAAAAUAAAAAUACUAAAUAUAAUAGAUAUAUCAUUUCCGAUUAUUUGCAUUAUUAUAAUUAUUUCAAUAAUGAUAUAAAUCAUUCACACGAAUCAGCAUCAGAUAGUUAUGAAUAUGAGCCUCAAAAAAAUAAUAACAAUCUCAUAUGUAGGUCAAUAAGCAAAAGAGAAUUCAAAAACGAAAGUUAUGACAACAAUAAAUCAAUUUAUAAUAAUGAAGAAAAUAUAAAUAUAGAAAAAAUUACUUACUUUAUUCCCGAAAAUUUCGCUAUGAAUAUAUUUUUGCCUCAAGAACAAAUUGUUAAAAAACAUGAUACUUAUCUCGGUGACAAUAUGGAACCCGUUUUAAAAAUAAAAAAAAUAAGAUGGAAUAAAAAAAAAAUCAAAUUUGAAAAGGAAUUAUUACAAAAGUAUAACUAUGUAGACAAUUAUUAUUCCCACGGAUAUUGUACACGAAUUGCUAAUAAUUUGAUGAAAAAAUUCAAGAAAGAACGAAUUAAUAUUUACGACAUUAAGACGAAAAAAAUGAAUAAUAAAGCGAAAGAAGAUAUUAUAGAAGAAGAAAAUCUUAGAAAAAUGAGGCUAAAUAAUUUACUGUGUCUGUCUGAAAGUGCUAUAGAUGAACAAAAUAAUUACGAACAAGAAAUGGAAAAUACAAAAGAAGAAAGUUAUAAAACUGAUAGUUAUAUCUCUUUUGAUGAUAUAGACAAUAGAAGUAUAAAUAAUUUAAAAAAAAAAUACAAAGUAUUGAAAAAAAGUGAUAAUGACCAUGAAAGAGAUUUAAAAAAAUUAAAAUUUUAUUUAUGUAAAAAAUUAAACAAGAAAAAAUACAUUAAAAAGCCUAUGAAAAUAAAGAAAGAAAAAACUAAAAAAGAGAAAAUUCAAAAAAUUAUGAAAUAUUCAUCAAAAGUUGGUUACAAUCUUUUAGCUCAAUUACAGAAAGGAGAAUUAAAAGCAGAGAGUGAAGAAGAAUCCGAAUUAAGCGAAUUAGAAGAAGGAGAAUUGUUCGAUGAUCAGGAUAAGAAUACCGAAGAUCUUAAUAGUUCAGAAUAUACUUAUUCCUCUUUAACACUUUCAUUUUCUGAAUAUUUAAAUAUACGAGAAGCAUAUUAUAAUGACAAUUCUUAUGAAAAAAUAUUUUACCCUAAAGACCCCAAAAUGAACGUUACGUACAUUUACGAUACUGUGGAUUUUUAUAAUAUUUCUAAAGGAAAGAUAUUGAACAAAAGACAUAUGCUCAUGGAAAUGCUCAUAUUCAAUAUAAAAUUUUAUGAAAGAAGCAAUUUUAUAAAAGAAGAAGAUUUAUCGUACUCAUUCGAAAUAAAUGAAAAUUGGAAAAUAGCUAUAGAAAAAAAAACGGAUGAUAUAGACGAAUUAGUUAUAGGAAUGGGUAACAAUAAUGAAAAUCACAGUAGCUUUGGUUUAUCUGGUGAUAAAAAUAAGAUAAGAAUAAUUUAUAAUAAUAUAAAUAAAAGAAUAUUAUUAGCUAAAUAUAUUAAAUAUUUAAAUUAUAUAUCAUCUGGUACUAUUGACAAUGCAGCUGCAUUUUUUUUAUAUGAAACUGAUACAUUAGAUUUAAGAAAUGUUCAAUAUGAUAAAGUUGCAGAUUCUAUAAUAUGUCUCCAUUUAAAAAAUUUUAAAAAUAUUGAUAAUAUAAAUAUAGCAAAUAGAUCAAUGGAUUUUGAAAAUUUGUGUGAAUUUUUAUCUCUUCUAAAUAUUAAACAAUACAGUACAUUAAAUUUAUCCAAAAACCCGUUAUUUUUAGAUUUAACAUUUCAUAGUAAAAAAAAAGAUAUAGAUUGUGUUAUAGAUAUUUUUAAGAAAAACGUAAAAUUAAAUGAAUUAAUUAUUGAUUUUGUCGAUUUGUCAAAUCCACUAGGUGAAUAUUUUAUUACAAGUUUAUUACUAAAUACAAACAUAACCUUUUUAAGUUUAAUAAAUUGUAAUAUUGGAUCAGAUAAUAUAAAAAAUAUAAUAAAUGCUUUGGAGCACCGAAAAGUAAACAUGAUAUAUCCUAUAAAUUAUAUAAAUAUCGAAUUUAAUAAUUUAACAUAUUAUGAUAUAAUAUCUUUAAUUAAAACGCUAUGUAUAUUAAAUAAAAAUUUUAAAAAAUUAUAUAUAUGUGGAAAUCUAGUUCAAGAAAAUAUUUUUGAUGUAUCAUUUGCGUUUAAAAGAAAAAAGAAAUUAAUUGAAAUGGACAAAUACAAUAAGCAAGUACCAGAUCUUUUCCAUUUUGAUAAUAUUUAUGAUGUUAAAAAUAACCUUUUUUGUAAUUUGAGAGGCACUGCUGAGUUGACAGAAAACUCUAAAGUUUCCAAUGUCACCUUUGAGUUAUAUCUUAAGUAUUUAUAUAUUAUGGCCCCAGAAGACAAAUUGUACACAAUUAGAAAUAUCACAACUAUUAAAAGGCGAUAUCAAAGGUUUUUGAGCAUCGUAGCUUUACAUGAUAAAAAAGAAAUAAAUAUACAACUAAACCUUUUCAGAGAAAAUAACAUCACAUUAUUUAACAAUUUAAUUAAAAAAAGCUUUCAUGCUGAAAUGUAUUAUAACAAACAAGUUAAUGCCAAUAAAUUCGUAAAUGAAAAUAUUUUAAAUUAUUUUUCCAUGAGGAUUAAAAAUGAAUUGAAUUUUUAUCACUACAACGUCACGCCUGAAGAAAUUCAUUAUGUUUUGGAUUUGUGCAAAAAAAAUUUCGUAAAGAAUAUAAAUCUUAGUUGCUGUUAUUUAACGAAUGAUGAUAUUUUAUAUUUCAACACAGCCAAAAAUGAUUCUUAUAAAAUAAAUGUUUAUAAUAUUUCUUUAAAUAACAAUUUAUUUACUUCCGAUAUACAAAUAGAUCAGCUAAUUAAAUUUAUUUCCAAUUUUUCAAUUUAUUUUAAAAUUAAUCUAAAUAACUUGAAUAUAGGAGCCAACUCAUCGACAUAUAAAUUAUUUUUUUACAUUUUAAAUGAUACGAAAUCCAAGAUUGUUAUGUUGGAUAAUUGUAAUUUGGGAAACUCUUUUUUAUUCAAUGUAAAUAAGAAUAUUCAAGAUGUGAAUACAAAUGAUUACUUAAAUGUUUUGUCAAUGCAAUAUAAUGAAUUCAAUAAUAAAAAGGAAAUGCUAAAGUUUUUAAAUAAAAUAAUUAUUAAAUGUAAGCAAAUUAAAAAAAUAAAAAUAUUUUCCAAUUAUAUAACUGAAGAAGAAACUAAACUUAUAGCAAAGCAUAUAAUAAAAAAAAAUAUUGUUUCAUUCGAAGAUACUUAUGAUGUACCAUCAUCACAUAAACGUAACAGAAAAUUUUCAAAACUAUCCAAAAAAAUAAAUAAUAUAGAUUGUAAUACUGAGCUGACACCCAAUGAAAUAAAAAAAAUUACAGAAUUUUUUCAAAAAGAACAAAAAAAUGGUAUAAAUGAUAACAAACAUAAUUCCCCAUUAAAUGAUCGUUACCAUUUAAGUGAUUUAAAAACCAAGAACAUUAAGAACUCUUUUAUUAAAAAGUAA
Messenger RNA from Plasmodium berghei ANKA, 4374 nucleotides. RefSeq names its product conserved Plasmodium protein, unknown function. NCBI's taxonomy places the organism in Eukaryota, Apicomplexa, Aconoidasida, Haemosporida, Plasmodiidae. The transcript has 18 exons. The record is from RefSeq and is a predicted model, not a curated record. Bases 1 to 4374 code for a protein of 1457 amino acids.